Alexandromys fortis (reed vole) is the source of this 1493-nucleotide messenger RNA. RefSeq names its product torsin family 4 member A (gene Tor4a). Gene Ontology annotation, molecular function: ATP binding; ATP hydrolysis activity. The transcript is spliced from 2 exons. The record is from RefSeq and is a predicted model, not a curated record. Gene Ontology annotation, cellular component: nuclear envelope; endoplasmic reticulum lumen. Bases 222 to 1493 code for a protein of 423 amino acids. Lineage: Eukaryota; Metazoa; Chordata; Mammalia; Rodentia; Cricetidae.
AACCUCCCCAGAGCUUCCUCUGCUUCGGUCCCUGGGGACCUGUAGGAGUCACUGCCCCUUUCAAGCUUGAGCUGGGCCAGGCGAACCCUGACCCACCCACCUCACCUUUUGUGGGGAAGACUAGCAUUUCCUGCUUCCUGGCCUUGGAAGGGAGUGACUGAGCUGGGGAGUCUGAGCAGCCGCAGGGAGGGGACCUGCAUGCCCAGUACUGCUCCUACGCCAUGGAUCGCGGCCAAACUAGCCUAGAGCCCCAGGCCAAGGGCCCAUGCGUGAUCGCGCCGGUGCGCGCUGUGCUCCGUCUGCGCCGCCGCGUCUGCGUCCUGCGCAAGAGGCGCCUGUUGCAGCUAGGCACCGAACCGGACACUGGGACAGGGGCACUCGGGUCCAGCGGCAGCUCCGGGGCUCUGCGUGCGGACCUAGACCAACCUAAAUUCUUCACGUUCGACAGCCUGACGGAGUUGUCUUCCAGGACACCCCGCAAGAAGCGUAGGCGGCGUAGUCGGGUAGUGCUCUACCCCGAAACCUCACGGAAGUACCGACCCCGCACAGAGCGCCAGAGCCGUGCACAGCGUUGUCUGCUGCUGCUUGUAGCCAUCGUGGGAUUCCAGGUUCUUAACGCCAUCGAGAAUCUGGACGAUAACGCACAACGUUAUGACCUCGAUGGACUGGAGAAGGCGCUGCGGCGUUCUGUGUUUGGUCAGCCAGCUGCUGUGGGCCGCAUCAUGGCCCUGCUGCGGGACUACCUGGCUACACACGUUCACAGUCAUCCCUUGCUCCUGGCUCUGCAUGGACCCAGUGGUGUAGGCAAGAGUCACGUGGGGCGCCUGCUGGCACGCCACUUCCAGGCAGUGCUGGAGGAUGGCGCGUUGGUGCUGCAGUACCACGCACGACAUCACUGUCCAGAGCUGCGCCCGGUUCAGGACUGCCGGAAGGAGCUGGCACAGCGUGUGGCGGAUGUGGUGGCGCAGGCUGAGGCCGAGGAGAAGACCCCUCUCUUGGUCCUGGAUGAGGCUGAACUCUUGCCACCUGCGCUGCUGGAUGAGCUGCACGGUCUCCUGCAGCCACAGCGCUCGCACCACUUCCACAACGCUAUCUAUGUACUCCUAAGUGGCGCUGGUGGUAUAGAGAUCACACAGUUUGUGCUGCGGAACGCAUCACGUAUGUUGCCCCCACACCUCCACAGUGCAGGCAACACUCAGACUGCGGAGGAGUUACACUCCAGUCUCCGGGAGCUCCUGGCCCGGGAACACCCUCUGUGGAACACUGCCGCUAUUGUGCCCUUCCUGCUACUAGACAAGCCAGAUGUGGUCAACUGCUUCCGAGAGGAGAUGGCAGGGGAGGGCUUUUUUCCAGAGCAAGCGCUGGCAGAGCAUCUGGCAGAGCAGCUCAGCUACUACCAAGUUGCUGGACAUGAAUUUGCCAUCACUGGCUGCAAGCAGGUCGUAGCUAAGGUCAACCUCUUGCAGCACAAGCCUUCAAGGGCUGAACCCUAG